AUGACCCAAGAACACGUCCUUCCACCGGUUCCUGCCAGGCACGCGGACUUCGUCCCAUACAUCCAAUCCCGGCCCAACAAACCGAUUUCAGAUCUGAUGGGGCCUUACAACGACUAUGAUGCCAUGAUGCGCAGGACUUUCGCCCAGCUGCCAGGCCAUCCGGCCACCAAGGACAAUUUCAUGAACAUUGUGCCACUGUUUGACGCUAGCGGCUCCGUGAACCUGAAAGUCCGCGCUCGUGACCUUUCAGCAGAAUCACAAGAGAUUAAGUCUAAGUAUAUGAUGGUCCUUAAAGAUGAGGACCGCAGACCGGAUGGCUCCCCCGCGGUGGUCGCUAGCCUCAAGGAGUUCCAAACAAAUUUCUCGAUCUUCUGCGAGGGCUCCCUCAGCAAUCUCGACUGGAAUAACGUUGUCGCCGCAGGGAGUGCGGUAGCUACCUCACUGCUACCGAUUCCAGAAAAGUACGCUCAUUCAAAGCGCGGUCUUCGUCAAUUCUACCAUGAAAAGUUUGCACCUGCGUCCGACGUCGAUCUUUUUCUUUACGGUCUAUCUGAGGAGCAGGCAAUGGAGAAGAUUAAGCAAAUUAAAGCAUCCGUCAGGAGCUCAAUUUUACCGGAGACAACUACCGUUCGGACCAAACAUGCCAUUACUAUUACAUACAACGGGCGUCAGGUGUACCUCGCUCCGCGAGCAGUCGGAGCCUACAUCACCCAGAUUAACAAUAUAGAUCUGUCAAGACGCUCGCCAUCCUAUGAAAGCCGCCUGUCAAAGUACUCCCGUAGGGGCUUCGAAAUAUUUUGGCCAGACCUUGACCGUUCCCGGGUCGACCCAAUGAUCUUUGAACGAAACUUCGCACGAACGUUUGGCCUAGCUCGUUUGCUGGUCCUGGAGAAACUGCCGAAGCCCUCCGAUCGGCAAGCAUAUUUGCGUAAAAGACGCCAGGGACGGGGUCGACCCAACAACUACAUUUCCGCAACGCCUCUGGAGGAGUGUCUGAAAGAUGAUCACAACGAUGAGAUCGCAGAUUGCGUCGAAGAGGAUGAAGCGUCAGAAUACCACACCUGCACAAUCCCGUACGGCAUCGAGUUCAAUGCCAAGAAGAUUGAAAAAUGUCUCUAUAAUCAAGAUCAGCUCCUCAAUACGGAAUGGAACCGACCAGAAGGCCGUGGGGUAAACCUGCACCGCCAUCCCGCUUUCUUCGGCAGCGUGGUGGAUGUUAUGAGUGACUGCUGUGGCUAUUGUCCUCAACCAGCCACCCUGGAGGAGCGGGUGGUGGCUGCAAAGGAAGGCAAGCGCUGUGUCGGGCGAUCUAACUUUCCCCAAGGACAACUGUCAAAAUGA
Messenger RNA from Aspergillus thermomutatus, 1341 nucleotides. RefSeq lists its product as uncharacterized. The coding region runs from base 1 to 1341 and encodes 446 amino acids. The record is from RefSeq and is a predicted model, not a curated record. The transcript is spliced from 4 exons. NCBI's taxonomy places the organism in Eukaryota, Fungi, Ascomycota, Eurotiomycetes, Eurotiales, Aspergillaceae.